CUACAGUGGAUCCCCAGGAUGCUGAACAUUACGCUGUUUCACCUUGAGUAAUUCCAUCAUCCAAUCAACAGUUUUAAGAAAUGACUUUAUCCAUUCAAAACUGGCUAAAAAUGGUCACAUUUAGACAGAAAUCACGUAAUUAAAUGCUUUAAAAUGCAGACUUUGUAGAUAUGUACUUCAACAAAUGAACAAAUGAUCUGUUUGCCAUAACAACAACAACAACAACAAUGAUGGUAUCCUUUUUUUAUUUUAGUACAGUAAAAUUAACAUUUGUGACUGCACAUGGCUCUCACUCACUGUAAACAGGAGUAUACAGGAGUGAGCCAUCUCGUUGCUGUAAAACAUCUUUGCUGUGAGCACGACUGUAGUACAGUUUGUUCUCACUGCUGAGCGUCUCUCCCCUUGGUGCUGCAGUGGCAGUUGUUUACUUGUCGUUUCAGUCGCGGCUGCUGCAACAGUCACUGUCACAGAUGCCGCGGGCUUGAGAACGGCCGUGGGUGGCUGCCGGGGCAGUAAAUACACACUGACAAACGAUGCAAACAGCCCCCAGUACACCGUGGCCAGAGGCAUGUCACAUUUGACCUGCCCGCUGCUGUGCCGCUAGCCUGUCAGCUAAAGUUAGCUACCGACCGCUAGCUCAGCUGCAGCUAACGGUCAGCGAGCCGUCCAGAAUGAUAAAGUUAAGCCAGCAGUCACACAAAACUUCACGAAAAGACGAAUAACAACACCAGCCAGUGCCAAUUGCUGAAAACGACACGGUUUAACCGCCGCAGUAUUUGGAAAACUUCUCGACUCUCAUGCGGACUUUACCAACAGUUUCCACUCGCCGUUUGGACAGGGUUAACGGUAGUAUCAUUAGCCGGCGUCGCUGCAACCGCCCAGUCAACAAACAGGAAUGUUGCUGUUCGGCACAACACGCCUACUCGGAAGAGGGAAAACUUUGCUCCGUGAUCCGUUUAAGAGGAUUUGCGGAAACAUGUCGUCCACCUCUCUAUCAGGUAAAAGACUGCGGGUUCUGGUUGACAUGGACGGGGUCCUGGCGGACUUCGAGGGGGGUUUUUUGAAGAAGUACCGAGCCAGGUACCCGGAGGAGCCCUACAUCUCCUUGGAUGACAGGAGGGGGUUUUGGGUGUCAACGCAGUAUGGGCAGCUGAGGAGUGACCUGUGUGAAAAAGCCAUCAGUAUAUGGGAGUCCAAAAACUUCUUCAUGGAGCUGGAGCCCCUGCCAGGUGGAGUGGAGGCAGUCAAGGAGAUGGCCAAGAUGGAUAACACAGAUGUCUUUAUUUGCACCAGCCCUAUAAAGCAUUAUAAACACUGCCCAUAUGAGAAGUAUGCUUGGGUGGAGAAGCAUUUGGGCCAUGACUUUCUGGAGCAGGUCAUCCUGACCAGGGACAAGACAUUAAUCUCUGGAGACAUACUCAUCGAUGACAAGCCAGACAUUCUAGGCGUGGAGCCCAAACCAGCGUGGGAGCACAUCCUGUUUACCGCCUGCCACAACAAGCAUCUAUCCAUCAGCUCCUCCCAGAAACGUCUCCUGUCUUGGUCAGACGACUGGAGGGCCAUCCUGGACAGCAAGAGGCAGUGAGGAUCUCAUACGCACAAGAGUCUCUCAGUGGCCUGGCUCCCCGGUGAGCUGAAGCUUCUGGGGGGUCACCGCCGCAACACCAACAUCAUCACCACACCGGUGGGUGUUGUGGGUGUCAGAGGGGUCGCUGUCUUGUGGAGGCACUGCCACAGUUCUGAAAAAGGAGGGAGAUCAGAUGUUUUACACAAAGCAGACACUCUGUUGCACUCUAUUGGGAGAUGACAUUCACUUUUUUGGGCCACAAGGGGGUAGUAUGAGACUGAGCGUGAAGUCGCGUUGACAACCGAAUGUCCACCUCUUUCACUGAAACAGCUGUGACAACAAAACAAAUGAACACAAGGACAAAAUUAUUCAAAAUGGAUACACGGUAAGUCAAAAAGAGCAGACUGGACUUGUAGUCAGCUGCUCUCUGUCUGCAUCCUGUAUGUUGAUAUCUUUGGGUUCUCACUGUGGACAUUUCCCGUUUGAACAUCAAACAAAUUUGAACCACUGGAGAGUUUCAUCUGCGGUCUUCUUCACAAAAGGCUUAUCAGUAGUUCUCAGUACUGUGUUGCAUUAAUGAGUCAGUGGACCGUGAUUCACUCACACAACGACAGGGCACUCCACUACACACCAAAAAAAAAAAAAAAAGACAAAAAUAAUCGCCAUGAGUCGCAGGCACUGACGCUUAUGUGCAAUACAUAAACACAGGAAAGUGACCUGGACGUACAGACACUGUAACUGUUUUCUUAGCUCACUAUUUUGCAUGUACUUUUUGGUAGUAUACCACACCACUGUCAACAAUGUAAAUACAAACACAUACAGAGAUACCUCUUAAGGUUUUUAAAGAGUUCAUAUGGGUAAUAUAUAUCGGUGCUUUUUUUUUUUAAACCUGUUUCCUUUAUGUUUCACAAUGAUCUAUGCAUCUUAAUUAAUAGACAGAUGAGAAAAAAAAAUUAGCUGAAGCCUGAGAAUCGCACACAUACACAUGCAUGUUGCCAAAACCAUCACUAGUGUACAUAGAAUAACAGUCACUGAAAAAUGUGUAAUGGUUAAGAAAUUUAAAAGAAUAAAAAGGUGAGGUUUAUAGAAAAAAAUGAAGAAAAAGACAUGAUUUGUAUUGUUAGAUGCUUUUUGUUUUUAUAUGCUCUGCUUUCACACAGCCAGUCAAACAAUUCAGAGCAUAUUUUAUUUGUUUUUUUUUUAUUGCUAUCAGUCUAUUGUAAAUACACCAAAAUGAGAAAACAUCAGUACAUAUACUUGUCAGUAUAUGUCAUAAGCCACCACCCAGCACUGGCAUCUGUUAGAAGUCAUAUUCCUCACUACACGUGUGUAAGUUAUGGUCUUGAACUUUCAGACCCGUCUUUUUCUUAUUUAUAUUUUCUCCUUUUAGCUCGUUUACAUGAUCACAUUACAUCAGAUAUAAACUAAGUUAUUGCUUUCAGAAACUCUUGACUGGCAGAGCACCUCCACAACACAAUGAAAUCUUUUGUGGACUGAAAAUACAUAUUGAUAACAUACACAGUUUAUCCACAUUUUCAUGCUGAGUCACAUGAGCCACAAAAUGGCAUUUGUCUGUUUCAGCCAUGUACUGCAAAACUCCUCAUCACUAGCUUCUCUCUGAGUUGUGGAAAAUAACUUUGUCUCAUUCAGGAUGUUUAUUGUUCUGCUUGGUGUCACUUCAGACAUACUGUAUUUUGGCUAUUUCUGGCAGGCCACUUUUGAUUUUGCCUGUUGCUGCUAAUGUGCUUUUUAGGAACAAGGCAGUGGAUCCUGGACAUGUGUAAUGGAAGAUGUACUUAGUGCUGAAUGCUGUUGUUGUUGUGCCUAGUUUGAUGUACAAAUUCAGACUUAUUUCUGUCCAUGGGAUGUUUUAAUACUGUGUUUUGUUCCACCUCACUUAAAACACGCACAAAGAAAUGAAUAACAGGAGGGCCAACUCACUUUUAAUGGUCUUCUUUUUUUGCAUACAAUUAAAGGUGCAUUUUAUGUUAUUUGUUUGUUUUUACACUUGGCUCAUUUAGGUUCACACUGCAAAGAAAAAAAAAUCACAUGAACUCACAAAAAGCUUGAUGAAAGUUUGGUGGUUUUAAAUUCUUGCAGUGUGGGAGAGUUUGACUAAAAGAUGGUGAACAUGCUUCUUUGUGCUCUUUGUUGUAGUUUCCUCUGCUGAUCAGAUCAGUUCAGAAGACAUAAGGAAACGGCUGAAUCUGACUUGGCCCUCAGUCUAUUUUGUUAUAACAGGAAGUACACAAACUACUGGUUAUCAAAUAUCAACAUCUGCCUUUUUACACACCAUGAAACCUCACAUUUGGGUAUUGAUGUCUGCCACGUGUUCUGAGUACAUUCUCAUUUGUAAUUAAACUUGUCACAGUU
This is a messenger RNA of Toxotes jaculatrix (banded archerfish), 3940 nucleotides long. RefSeq names its product 5'(3')-deoxyribonucleotidase, mitochondrial-like. The coding region runs from base 896 to 1585 and encodes 229 amino acids. Lineage: Eukaryota; Metazoa; Chordata; Actinopteri; Toxotidae. The transcript has 5 exons. The record is from RefSeq and is a predicted model, not a curated record. Gene Ontology annotation, biological process: pyrimidine deoxyribonucleotide catabolic process. Gene Ontology annotation, molecular function: 5'-nucleotidase activity.